Antechinus flavipes (yellow-footed antechinus) is the source of this 3850-nucleotide messenger RNA. It is a transcript of the gene NALF2, whose product is annotated as NALCN channel auxiliary factor 2. Bases 283 to 1905 code for a protein of 540 amino acids. Gene Ontology annotation, biological process: calcium ion import across plasma membrane. The record is from RefSeq and is a predicted model, not a curated record. Gene Ontology annotation, cellular component: plasma membrane. The transcript is spliced from 3 exons. Gene Ontology annotation, molecular function: stretch-activated, monoatomic cation-selective, calcium channel activity. NCBI's taxonomy places the organism in Eukaryota, Metazoa, Chordata, Mammalia, Dasyuromorphia, Dasyuridae.
AGGGGUGCGGGGACCGGGCUUGGGGGCCCAGGCGACCCACCCCACGACUCGGGCUCAAGAGGGGCCCGCCCCGCUCCGGCCCGCCGCCUCCCAGCCAUGCUGCGGUUCAGGUAGAGCCCGCCCGGACGGCUACUGUAGGAGGAGCGCGGAGGGCCGCCUAAGCCGAGCCGGGCGCAGCGCAGCGCCCUCCCGCCUGCCCCGUCGGUCCACCCGCCGGUCCCAUCCCUCGGGUCGGUCUGCCCGAGUCCCCUCGCCCGUAGGGUCCCCGAACCCCCCUGAAAUAUGGUCAGGGGCGCGUGGACGUGGCCCCGGAGAGAUGCCGCUGCGCUCACGCUCUGCUGCUGUUGCCGCCGCUGCUGCUGCUGCUGCUGCUGCCACAGCUGUUCCGGCUGCUGCUGCUGCUGUUGUGGCUGCGGCUGCUGCUGCUGGGCUACCCGGCCCCCUCGGGGGGCCACGAGCAGCGAUAAGCCAUGGGCUGACUCAGAGAGGGCGCAGCGAUGGCGCCUGUCACUGGCUUCGCUGCUUUUCUUUACGGUGCUGCUCUCUGACCGUCUGUGGCUGUGCGCGGGCGGCCGCCUGCGGGCCAAGGAGAGGAGUGGGGCAAUGAGGCCGCCCUGGGGGGCCGCCGGCCCGGAGCCCCAGCCCCGGUCCGAGGCCGAGCCGCCCCACGCCAUGCUGCUGCUGCUGCCGCCGCCCCCGCCCCCGCCGCCCCCGGGGGGCGGCUGCGGGGCUCUCCUGGGCAACCUGACCCCGGCCGCGGCGGCCCCCCCGCCGGGAUGUGGCAGCGGCUUCGACGGGGGCGGCGGCCGCGGCCGGAGCGGCGGCCGGAGCAGCAACCCCGACGGGGGCGGCGGUAGCCGCGGCGGCGGCGGCGGCCGGGCGGGCGGCAUCGACGGGGCCGGUCGCAGCGGCCGCAGUAGCGGCCGCUGGGGCGACAGAGGCGGCAGGAGCCCCUCCGGGCCCGAAGCAGCCUGCCUGGAGCCUCAGGCUCUGCAGAGACUCGUGGGCGCCGCGCCCCCGAGGCCCCUCAUGGCGCCUUUGCCCCCCUCGGGCCGGCCCCCAGCUUCCCAGACGAACUUGCUGCAAGGCCACUUUCGGAACUACAGCCUGGCCUUUUGUGACUCGUACUCGGUAGCGGACCUGCUGCUGGGCAUGGCCCACCAGGACAGCCUGGACUGCAGCCUGGACGCCCUGCUGGCGGAUCUGCUGGCCACCGGCCCGGGGGCCUGGGAGGCGUGCUUGAGCUGCGCCCAGCUGUACCAGCGACUGGACGAACACGCUCAGGAAAAAUACGAGGAGUUUGACUGCUUGCUGCAGAAAUACUUGCAAGCCGAGGAGUAUUCCGUCCGGUCCUGCAUAGGAGACUGUAAGGCUGUCUACAAGGCCUGGCUGUGCUCUGAGUACUUCAGUGUGACUCAACAGAACUGCCAUCCCCGGGUGCCAUGCAAGCAAUACUGCCUGGAGGUGCAGACCAAAUGCCCCUUUAUGCUCCCCGACAAUGAUGAGCUGAUCUAUGGAGGGCUCCCCGGCUUCAUCUGUCCAGGGGUGACGGAGAGCCCGCAGGGCCCAGAGGAGGCCGAGUGCUGUGAGGUGAACUUGAAGCCCUGUGCCUCUCUGGGGGCCAGCAAGGGCUCCUCCUGGGGGGGGCAAAUGUUCCCCGACUCCUCCCAGUACCAGCUGCCCCUCUCCCACCACCAUCUGCUGGCUCCCUCAGCAUACAGGCCUUCCUCGCCACUGCUGCCUGUCUCGGGGGGCUCCUGCCUCAGCCCCAGCAGGAUCCGCCUCUGCAUCCUUGUGCUCAUGCUGCUGCACACCGUGGCCACCUUCUCCGGCAGCCAGAGGGCGGGCGACCUGGGCCUAGAGGUGCUGCCCGCCCUGGAAGAGGCCGUAUCCGGAGAAGAAUGACCUCCAUGGAGGGAGGGAGGGAGAAGAACCUGCCCGGGGCCCUCCUCCCAGGGGAGGCAGGGGGACGCCCAGCCCCCUCAGCCUGCCCCGAGCCCAAUGGGGAGGGGGGGCUCUGUCGGGAGGAGGCAGCGGGGAGCAGCAGCCAGCACCCUCCCCGGAGCCUAAGCCAAAAAGAGGGGAACAGAGCUGGCUGCUCCCCAAGCCUCCUUCCAGGGCCUGCAGCCAGCCCUUCCCCUACUGGGUUUCUGUUCCCAGGAAACCCUUUUUUCCUGCAUCGCCAACCCCCCGGCCCGCACUCCCCGGAGUUAGCUGGCAACGCCUGGCACCCUCCUUCCAGAGUGAGGGCUCCAACAGCUUCUCUAGCUCAACUGCACCCUGCUGCCCCAGCCGAAGAGGGACAAGGGGCAAAGUUCCUGUAGGAGCGAGUCUGGGAGAAGAGUGAGGGAGAGAUGGGGCAGUAGGAACAGGGCCAUGGCAGAUACAGGGUUGGGGGAGGAGACCCUUUGAUGUGGGGAAGAGGCUAGGAACAGUUGGAAUUCAUGGUGCCUGGGAGGCUGGCCUGCCCGCAUGUGGGGGGGUCUCUGUCCCCCUCCCAGCAGCAUUGAAACCAGCACCAGCUCAAACCUGAGAUACUGGGGGGGAGUUGUAUGGCUGUAAGGCAACAGCUGCCUGAACCCCUUCCCCCCCGGUCUCUCUCUUCUUCCCCAGAGAGCUCCAAGACUUAGCCAGGCGUUUCCCACUCAGCUCUCCAUCGGAGGGCAGACCCGGGGCCCACACAAGCUAGCCCUCUCGAGCUCCAUCCCAGUCUUCAGUGGAGGGGAGGCCUGGCACUACCACUGACACCUAAGACCUGCCCGGGAGGGCCUCCCACCUGACCUACCAAAGACCAGAUUCAAUAGGGCUUUGUGCCAACUGCCAACUCAAGGGGCACAUGAGGGCCAGCGGAAGGUGGCCAGGAGAGCAGUAGUGAAGGAGGAAGGAGGCCCAGGAGGCUGGGCUCGAGGUUGGGGUGACUCCAGCUGCCUUCAGAGCCGGGGUUCAGUUCUCAGCCAGUGAAGGCCUCUCACACCCAGUCCCCCUCAGAGCUGAUAUUGGGAGCCAUUGGUCGGGGGCCUGGGAACUGCAGAAGGAUUGUGGGUAAGGGGGCCUGUGAACUAAAGUCUAGAGUGGAUAGGAGUGAAGGAAGUCUGGGAUUGGAUUCAGCUAACAGGCUGAGGGAGGCUUGGGUGUGCAAGGGUGACCUGGAAAGCCCAGCAUUGGAGCCCCAACAGACUCCUAGUGAAGCCCCGCCUGGGUCCUUGCUCUAGGUCCUUCAUUUCUCAUCAACAGUGCUGCCCCUCCCCCACCACCCAACAGGCUCCACCAUCCUGUAGCUCAGCCCUGGCUCAGUCAGCCCUGGGCACUCUCUGCCACCAGGCUCUCAGAGAUGCUUUUCUCAACUGAGAGAGAAUGGAGUGGGGCUCCGGGACACAGGAGGCCCUCCCAAGUGCCCUCUGCAGGCAGACUCCAGGGCAACAGGCUUGUGGAAACCAACAGCACCUCCUCCCCCACCCCAAGUGCCCAGGAGAUGCCCAGCUCAGACUAGCCUAGGUCCUUGUCCAUUGUGGGGUGGGGGUGGCCAGGAGGCACCAAAGUCAACCUUGAUGUCACCCUUUGUACUUGCCCCCUCCUUUGUGAGCUGCCCUCCCUCCCCCCUUUCCCCAGCUUAUUCCCUCGAACCCAAGCUGGCCAGACUCCAACGCCAUUUUCUACACUGUGCUUCAUGAGUAGGACUUUUUUGCACUAGUCCCUAUGAUAUUCAUUUUCUGUGCCAGUUAAGAAGAGCUACCCCCGCCCGCUGCCUGCCCGCUGCCCUCUACCCUCUGCCCUCCUGCUAAAAUUCAGUUGUCUCCUCACUCUUAUAUCGUGACUCUGUGUUCAGUCUGUGUGUGUAUGUGUGUGUGUG